AUGUCUCUAGCUGAAGAGGUCGAAGCACGAAAGCACGCUUGCAAGCACUUCGCGCUAAAAAGGCGGGUUUAUCCAACGGUUUACGUCAAAUUGACCGUUUUCCCGGCAAUAUCUAGUCAGGAAAAGGCGGCAAUCGACGUACUUUCCCAGCGAAACUUUGAUCCGGAGACGCGGACGCUCAAACGACCAGAUGUGCAAGCAAAUACUGAUACGGUCGAGAAGGCCGUCGAGGGACUCGCGAAAGACAUUCUAGAGGCGGACAAGCAGCGGCAGAAUGCAGAGCUGGACAUAAUGAACAUUGCCCCCAAACGAGCAAACUGGGACCUCAAACGAGAUCUUAACAAAAAGCUCGUUCCCCUGGAGAGAGCCACCCGAGAGGCUAUAUACACGCUUGUCCGUGCUAGACUCAAAGCAGAUUCUAAUGAUACAUCAAAAGACUUGGCAAAUGCUAUGGACGCUCGGGCGGCUGCAGAAGGGUCGUCGUCCGAAGAUGACGAAUAG
Messenger RNA from Serendipita indica DSM 11827, 501 nucleotides. Lineage: Eukaryota; Fungi; Basidiomycota; Agaricomycetes; Sebacinales; Serendipitaceae. The record is from the annotation of a GenBank genome assembly.